UUUCAGAGUGCUUAACUAGCUCAAGGAUGAGUUGUCUAUCCAUUGUGCUUGACUGUGAUGCUCGUCACUGGGGUGAACUGGCUGAGAAGGGAAACAAUGAGAAUGUAAUUUGUACGUUGAUCCAUUCUAUUACUUCGUAUACCACAGCUCAUAUGUCACUUUCUGCGGCGAAUCGUAUAAUCGUCAUUGGUGCUGAUGGAACACUUUCGGAACCAACCAUCUACGCUACAAAUACAUCAAUAGAUAUAGAUAUGAGUUCAGCAGUAAAAACAGCAGUACGAAAUGCUCUUAAAAAGUCGGCUUCUUCAACAAAUACAACGGAAUCAGCCGUUUUCGCACCUGCCGUUGCCAUUGCCAUUUGUCAUAUCUUUCGUUACAAGAAUGAAGUUGAUAACGGAGAUGGGCGCAUCCUUAUUAUCAACAUAGGUAGUGAUCUCCGUGGAGAGCAUAGUAUUUUAAUGAAUAUCUUCUUCGCUGCUCAUAAGCAUAAUAUUCUCAUUGAUGUGGCCAAUAUUGGUGAAGCAUCGACAAUUUUGCAGCAGGCGAGCGAUAUUACUGGCGGUACUUAUUUCAGCGUUAAAAAACCAAAGCAGUUGCUGAAAUAUACUAUGUGUUUUACGCUUGGAAAGGCAUCGCUACGUUCAGCAUUUCCAUCACCUUCAUCAUCGACUUCAGUGGAUUAUCGAGCUAGCUGCCAUUGCCAUGGUGCUCCAGUAAGUAUUGGAUGGGUAUGCUCCGUGUGUCUUUCGGUUCAGUGUCACUUUAAUCCAAUAUGUCCUGCAUGCAACACCGUGUUUAAAAUUUCAACCUUGGCAAGGCGAGGACGGAAGAAACGUCGAGAAGGAAACUGAAAACAAACAUAAGAAAGUUACGAUCUUUUACUAUCAUAAAUCGAACUAUGAUCCAAAAUGUUUUCGGAAUAUUUUUUGGAAUGUUUUCGGAAUGAAAAAUAAAGCAACAAUGCAUUGGUAACAUAAAUGCAUACACAAACUACGCAAAUGGUAUGCAGGUGAACGAGAACAAAAAGAAGGUAUAUUGACAGGAAGUUCAUGAAUACCGACAAAAUCUGUGAUAACUUCCUCGCUGCAGAACUCUGGAUGAAUUGUAGUAUGAACAUGAAGAUAUAAGAAAGACAACCGUAUAUGGGAUUUUUCUGAAAUAAUUCCAGUUGAUCAUGUAUACAAAUGGUUUUCAGAUAAGG
Messenger RNA from Loa loa (African eye worm), 1201 nucleotides. RefSeq names its product basic transcription factor 2. Gene Ontology annotation, cellular component: transcription factor TFIIH core complex; transcription factor TFIIH holo complex. The transcript is spliced from 6 exons. Bases 27 to 851 code for a protein of 274 amino acids. Gene Ontology annotation, biological process: nucleotide-excision repair; regulation of DNA-templated transcription. The record is from RefSeq and is a predicted model, not a curated record. Lineage: Eukaryota; Metazoa; Nematoda; Chromadorea; Rhabditida; Onchocercidae.